AUGAUAACCGACACUUCCUUCGAGCCCUUCGAGAAAAUUUCCAUCGAUACCGUAGGGCCACUUCCUAUGACCAGAAGUGGAAAUGUCCAUAUCCUGACAAUCCAGGAUAACUUUUCGAAAGCCGUAACCGCGAGCCCAAUACCCGAUAUCCGAUCGACAACGGUGGCUGAAGCCCUUGUUGAUCGAUAUAUGUGUUAUUAUAGGUGUCCAAGAGUCAUCCUCUCAGACAAAGGUACGUCAUUUACCUCGAAAAUAAUACAACAGCUUGCAAAAGCUUCAAAAAUACAAAGAUUAACGACUUCGGGUUACUACCCCCAGUCAAACGGAUCCUUAGAAAGGAGCCAUCAACCACUAAUAGACGUUUCAAGAGUAAUUUCAGAUAAGUACCCGAACUGGGAUCGAUAUGUAAGUCUUGCUGCGUUGAGUUAUAAUACCAAUGUUCACACUUCUACCAAAUUCACUUCAUUAGAGUUGAUGUUUGGUCGAAGAGUUCGGUUGCCAACCCAAUUCCUCGAUUAUUCUAUAAUCGAAACUUAUUCUGAUUAUCUCGCUGACCUUAUGAGAAGAUUGUCAGAAGUUAGAGAAAUCGCUGCUGAUUGUCUUAAUAAAGCUAAAAUUCGCUUGGAACAGCUUAUCGAGGAAACAGAAUUUGAAACUCUGCCACUUGACCGUAACCAACGAGCUCCGUGGUUCGGAUUUGUGGGCACAAACUCUCGAGAACUGUUUGGAACCAUGGAUUAUGAAGACAAAGAACAUAUCAACAAGGAAAUCAACAAAUUAUACUAA
Molecule: messenger RNA, 786 nt
Organism: Microplitis mediator
Lineage: Eukaryota; Metazoa; Arthropoda; Insecta; Hymenoptera; Braconidae
Exons: 1
Coding region: 1-786 (261 amino acids)
Biological process (GO): DNA integration
Molecular function (GO): nucleic acid binding
Source: RefSeq, a predicted model, not a curated record